GCGGGUUGGAAACCCCGAGUCUUCGGGAUGUUCCUUUGAUACAACCUGAAUGUACAUUGUACAGUCCUUUACAGGUCCUACUAAUACGUAGUGGUCACUCGUUAGCGCGGCUGCCUGGCUGCCUCACUCGCGGCAUCCAUGUCUUGAGCGGUACGGGCGGUACAGACUUGCCCUGUCUGGGCAAAUACUUGGUCGAGUAACAGGCAGUGUCGAUCGCUCAUUCGCCCAUCAUGGCGCCAAUUGUAACAUUGUGAGUAUCAGGCGGUACUCAAUACCUCACCGGUCGACAUCCCGUCAUCUUCGUUGUUCGGGCUGCCACGCAACUGAACACCAACUGAACUUCAACACCUUCGAGGUUCAACACUCACCGGUCACAGAUUCAACCGCGGGACUCUCGACGGCUUCUCUUUUCUUUUUGCCCAUUUCUCUUUCCAAUCCAAUCCAUCCCCGCCAUGACAUGCUGUGGGUAUUGCGUCUCGUAUCAACCACAUUGCAUAUGAUACCAGUGCCCACUCUUCCAAUCGUCUUCUUUAACCUCCGAAUCAUCCACUUUCUGUGUAGUUAUGUAUACUACUAGGACGAGUUGCAAUCCUCUUCCCUGAAGGUAUCGGACUUGAACAUUGCAUUCAUAUUCCUCCCGAAGAUGGUUCCUGGAUAACGGCAGCCGACGCACCCGACGGCCAAGUCUCGUUCUACGAGGGAAGGAGGGGGAUUUGGUCAGCCUCAUAAACGUCCACGCUUCUGCCCUCCGCCUCAUUUUCCAGUCGGGCAACAGCAUGCUGCAUACCUAUAGCCCUGCCCAUUGAUUGGCUGGCCUUACGCUCGACGCCUCGGGCUGUUUCCAGCCUCAAUUGUUUCGGGCUGUGCUUUACCCUUUCAAUCAACAGACUUCCUGACCUCGCCCUGUCCCCGGGCUCCUGCCUUGCUGGCCCUGCUACCGCUGACAUACCAUAUACGCUCUUCAGCACCACAUCCAAGCCCAAGAACUACAGUUCGAGCUCCUCAACCGUUAACAUGGCUGGGGCUCCUGCUCAACCCUCUCAUUGGCCGCCCUGUCAGUUGCGGACAGUCAGGUCAAAUGCAUCAAUCGUUCUAUCUCAUGCGGGCGGAGCAACGGUGGUUGACACAGCCCAUCCCACCCUUUCAGAUGCGGCUGAAAAUCAGGCCAUUUUAUCCGCCCUCUCGCCUCCUGACCGUACUCCCACGACUUCCUUGCCGCCAACCCAUUGCAAUCCUUCUUCUGCCGCGGACCAGUUGGAGUCACUGGCCUCUGGCGAUUCCUUUCAAGGGGGCCACCAAUAUUCUUCUCUUUACCCUGUCUCCGAGUUUAGCUACGAAGACUUCGCUGACACCCUUCUCGAUAUCGAGGGUGUAGUCGGUCACACAACGAGCUAUCCUGAUCCAGAAGGCCAAUCUAACGCGGUCUGGACACAUCUGCCUGUUGCUGAAGGAAGGACAACGCCCCUUCCCGCUGGCGUCGAGCUGAACGACCUUGAAAGACACCGACAUCAAGUUGAUGGGGCUCGUGACCUUGUCCCCUCGGCAGUAAGUGGACAAGAAUCGUUCAGAGACUCCGCAUACGACACCGGCUGUGGCAAAUCCCAACAUGAAGUCGAGUCUGUAGAUGACCCGGCGGGAGAAGCCAUGGACCACUCAACAUCCAUCUACCCAAACCCUUCCAUCGGGGAUGAACAUGGCCAAGUCGGUGAAUCCUCAGCCUUGUCAGUGCCUGUGGCGGAGAGUACGGAUACUCAAACACCCCUGACACCUGUCUGCCCUGAAUGCGGCUACGUAUCGAGGACCAAUUCGGACAUCCGGAAACACCGCGCUCGUCACAUACGGGAGUAUGAAUGCCCGCACUGUGUGGGCAAGGCGUUUGCUACGAAGAAUGACCUCGACAGGCAUUUGAAAUCCGUCCAUCGUAUUAACAAUCGCAACAGCAAAGACUACAAAUGUUUUGCAGAAGGAUGUUCAAAGGCGGAGAAACCCUGGCCUCGCAAGGACAAUUUCAAACAGCAUCUGAAAAAGAUGCAUCCAGACCAGGACGAAGACCACCUGCUAGAAUUGUCUGAACAAUGGUACGAGCAGCAGCAGCAGCAGCAGCGACAAUCACAGCAGCAGCAAUCACAGCAGGAGCAAUCACAGCAGCACCAAUCACAGCAGCACCAAUCACAGCAGCACCAAUCACAGCAGCACCAAUCACAGCAGCACCAAUCACAGCAGCACCAAUCGACUCCAGAAUAUCCUUCCAAUGACCCGGAGUCAACCAAUAUGGAGAUGGACACAAUGCCUUCCUCCGGCUCGGUGGCAUCCGCCAUGCACUCUCGUGACGAUUACGAAAACAACUAUGUCCUGCAUCACUCGUCUUAUGAUACCCCUGCCGCCCCGGACAAUCACAUGGAACGGUCCUUGAGCCUCGAUUGCAGACCGCUCGACCCCGCCCUGGGCCGUCCUACAAUGCAACACCACCGCAAUGCGUGGCCACGGCAUCUGCACCGCAGGAAUGUUUCCAACCCAAUUUCUUCCUCAAGACUACAGGCACAGCCUCCCUAUCUCUUGUCCCAUGACGACCCCAUUAUACCCUCUGUACCACCCAUGCAAAGGACGCAGUCCCAGAGCGACUAUGCAAGCUACUCGAACAAUUUCCCACAGGCGUUUACCUCAGGCUCCUUGAUGGAUUAUGAGCCUUCCAACAACAAUAAUCCCUGGGCUGUUGCUGUUCCUAACGACCUAGCGCCAGCCAUGAGCAUUCCUAUCAGAUACACUGUCGAAAAUGACCAGAUACGUCGAAUUCCUGGCCCCCAUACGGUUGCCGUGCCCACCUACGAGAGGUCGGCAGAGCUUGACUAUCCGCAAGACGUCCAAGCUACACCUUCAGAUGAACUGAGUAGAGGACAAGAGGAACUAUUGCUCAACGUUGGCGGAAGCACGGGAAGUACAGCCACAAAUGGCCCCGACCUAUCACUUCCGCCCCAGCAGCCUUUUCGGCUCAACGUAAUCCCUCCGGAAGAACAGUCCCACGGGACUAGAAGACAACUCGGCGAAAAGUUGCAAGUGGAAAUCCAAUCGUUCUUACACAACCACAACUCGAACGCCGAAAAGGACAAAGCUUUUUCCUUUUCGGAUGAUGACAUUCUCAAUGUGGUCCGAUCGGGCCUACAGAACCUAUCAUCAAGCAGAACCGGCGCCCCGGUCGGCGGCGAUGGCAAUGCCGGUUCGCCCUUUUCCUCCUUGGGUAGGAGUCCAGGCCUUGUGCCAUCAGUCACUGACCGAGCGAUGGGCAAGAAACGAAGGCAAACUAGAAAGGGAGUGUUCCGCUGCCACUGGGAGGGCUGUGGAAAGGUGACAAAACGCAAAAGUGAGCUGAAAAAACACAUGGCUCGGCAUGAUAAGCCCUACGGAUGCACCUGGGACGGAUGCACCAAGACAUUUGGCAGCAAAAAUGACUGGAAGAGGCAUGAACAAUCGCAGCACCAACAUCCAGAAUGCUGGUAUUGCCCAGACUGUAACAAGGUGUUUUUUUACAAUGCGGAAGUUUUUAUGCAGCAUAUGCGUGAAGAACACCCAACAUAUCUGGCGCAAGAGGACGACGGUGCCGGGUAUUUCCAGAUCGCCGCCAAUUAUCAGGGACAGUAUUGGUGUGGCUUUUGCAACGAUAUCAUCCGGCAGGAUGAGCAUGGGGGCCAGGCAGUGACGGCUCGCUUCAACCACAUCGCCGACCACUUCAAGAAGGAGAACCGGUCGUCCAAGGACUGGAUUGAAUUGAGAGGGGGUGGCAAAACAAAAGGAGAACUCCAUCCACCUCCUCAGCAACGGCAGCAGGCUUUUGACUCCCAAGAUGUGUCUUCUGCUGGUGGAAGUGGGAACAUGGCAGAGUCACAGGCCUCGACAUCGUCGGCCUCAGGGGUGUUGUCUUCAUCGUCAUCUCCUUCGUUUCUCGAUGAUGAUGACGAGGAUGCCGACGCUGACACCGAUAUCGACUCGUCAUUAUCUGGAUUCCCGACAUUCUCGUCUCCUUUGAUCCCGGCGACCCCGCUCAUCAAUCAUCUGACCCGUACGGACCGACUCGGGUUACCAUCGUGGUCAGGUUCAAGAGCGAGAACAAGUUUAAGAAGAUCAGGUCCUGAAUUCAAUCAUCUAGGGGGCAUAGAUCAGGACAUUGACAUGGGUGAUCUUGAUUCGGAGCCGGAUUUGACUUUGGAUCUGACCGAAGACAACCCAACUCCCACGCAAGGUUCCAGUGGUGGACCACUGGGACCGCAACCGCAACAGCAGCAGCAACCACAACCGCAAGGGCUUUCCACUGUUUCUGAAGGCCACGGCGGUCGUCAACGACGCCACGGGCCGCCGCAGUACUACGGACCCGCUGCAAUCGUCACCUGCUGUCAGUGCAGGAGUCCCUCGGCCAUCGCGCUGGGUUAUACCCAUUGUAUGGAUCCGAGUUGUGCGCACGAGCUUUGUGGAGGGUGUAGACGGCACCCGAAUCCUCAGGAUGAGUAAAUGAGACGGAGAGAGGUGGAAGAGCCCUCGAGGUCCUGGACGAAGAGCACCGCCAGUGCAGGCCAUGAUUGAAUGCUUGAAUGAUUGCUUGAUUUAUGCUUUGAGUUAUUGGAUUGAUCUAUUUUACUAAACGGCUGGAUUUUGUCGUUGGAUUUUGUUUGGAGAGAUCGAGAUUAUCGCAGAAUAUGGCCCUUUGGUGGUUUGUUUUCUUCAGACCGACUUGGACUCAAUUUCUGCUGGGGCGUUGAUGCAUGUACGACAAUGAUGACGAUGACCAAACGACGACGGCGCCGGACGAAUAUGUUGGGACAGGUUGGGUAAGCAUAGAUGGACGACAGACCGCAGACCAGCGACCACAGUUACCAACUCCAGAUUUGCGGAUUACGGAUCACACUUUUGCAGAACCACAGAUGGGAGUUAGACGAUGGAGUGGCAUCAAUCUGACGCGAUGUUAUGCACGAUUCGGUGAUCGAUGGUGAUGCCAAUGCCAAUGACGGUGAUGGUAAAUGAUGACGAUCAGAACCAUGAGAUGUGUAUUGUUCUUGGGGUACUGUAUGUUAUACUGCAAGGGUUGAUUGAUAUCGGUUAACAGUUAGGUGUACUUGUGGGACACCUUUUAUGCUGUGGUUAGUGGGUAUUCCUAUUGCAGCUUUACGGUGUGUCGUCAGUUGUUGUUGGCAUCGAGUAUGCUGUUCGUUUGUUGAUGCUGCAAGUACCAUCAUAAUAGUAGUUCAAGUUCUUUACCUUGGA
This is a messenger RNA of Exophiala dermatitidis NIH/UT8656, 5250 nucleotides long. RefSeq lists its product as uncharacterized. The coding region runs from base 1015 to 4500 and encodes 1161 amino acids. Gene Ontology annotation, molecular function: RNA polymerase II cis-regulatory region sequence-specific DNA binding; DNA-binding transcription factor activity, RNA polymerase II-specific. Gene Ontology annotation, biological process: regulation of DNA-templated transcription. The record is from RefSeq and is a predicted model, not a curated record. NCBI's taxonomy places the organism in Eukaryota, Fungi, Ascomycota, Eurotiomycetes, Chaetothyriales, Herpotrichiellaceae. The transcript is spliced from 5 exons.